GUGUGACGUCUAAUGUAGUGGACGGGACACUUCAUCAACAGUAACAACAGUUAGUCGGCCACCUCCGUAGCCAACAUUAUCGAAAACAGUCACUGUGUUUUAAACAUACUUCUGCCGUGUCUAUUUGUUGGCCCAUUUAAUGUAACGUUAAUAUUUACGUUGUUUGUCAGGUAGCUGGCUUGCUAAGUUAGCUUUGCACGAGGCUAAUCGCUAAUGCUAAGUAGCUAGCUAGUUAACAUCCCCGACCAUGAGUUCACUUAGCUACUCCACUCCUGCUGAAGAAGAGGAGGUCUGCUGGACGGAGAAAGAAGAAGAGGCUGACACAGUUAAACAAGAAGUAGAGGAUGAGUCUGUUACUGUGAAAGAAGAAGCGAAUGAAGCUUUCAGAGUGAAAGAGGAGGAGGAAGUUACAGUGAAAGAAGAGGAGACUGUUACUGUGAAAGAGGAGGAGGCUGUUACAGUGAAAGAAGAGAAAGAAGCUUUCAGAGUGAAAGAGGAGGAGGAUGUUACUGUUAAACAAGAGGAGGAAGAAGUUUUUGGAGUGAAGAUGGAGGGGGAGAUUACUGUCACGUUGAAAGAGGAAGAAGAGGAGGGGCAGAUUACUGUCACGUUGAAAGAGGAAGAAGAGGAGGGGCAGAUUACUGUCACGUUGAAAGAGGAAGAAGAGGAGGGGCAGAUUACUGUCACGUUGAAAGAGGAAGAAGAGGAGGGGCAGAUUACUGUCACGUUGAAAGAGGAAGAAGAGGAGGGGCAGAUUACUGUCACGUUGAAAGAGGAGGAAGAGGAGACGGGAGAUCUGAGUAACACCAGAAAGAGACCAGAUUCUCACUCCAGUAGGAAGAGAUUCUCCGAUAGCGGGAAGAGUCCUUCAGGGAAACCAGAACCAGAGACUCCCAAACCAGCAAGACGACACCACUGUUCCCAUUGUGGAAAGAGUUUUAUGAAGUUACGGAACCUUAAAGAGCAUGAGAGAACACACACGGGAGAAAAGCCUUACCAAUGUUCCCAAUGUGGAAAGAGUUUUACCGUGUUAGUUAACAUGAAAAGGCAUGAGAGAAUACACACAGGAGAAAAACCUUACCAAUGUUCCCAAUGUGGAAAGAGUUUUACCUUGUUAGUUAACAUGAAAAGGCAUGAGAGAAUACACACAGGAGAAAAACCUUACCAAUGUUCUCAGUGUGGCAAGAGUUUCACCCAGUUAGGGAGCCUGAAAAUACAUAACAGAAUACACUCUGGAAAGAAGUCUUACCACUGCUCCCAAUGUGGGAAGAGUUUUAACCUGUUAAAGCACCUGAAAUCACAUGAAAGAACACAUUCAGGAGAGAAGCCUUUCCACUGUUCUCAAUGUGGAAAGACAUUUUCUCAGUCAGAGGACCUGAAAUCCCAUGAGAGAAUAGAGAGGCUGUGUUCUGACUUGUGUUUCUGACUGAUCAUUUGUGUUUUUGUUUAUGCAACUUGAAGUCAUAUUGUUUUUAUGAAACCUUACUCACAUAAAAUCAUUUUUUUUACAUGAAACCUAACUCAAAAAUAUAAAUCAAAUUGUUGAUAUGAAACCUUACUAACAUACACCUUAGCCAAAUAUAUUUAAACUCAGUUUUUCACAAUUCCUGACAUUAAAUCCUUGUAAAAAUGCCCUGUCUUAGGUCAGUUAGGAUCACCACUUUAUAUUAAGAAUGUGAAAUGUCAGAAUAAUAGUAGAGAGAAUAAUUUAUUUCAGCUUUAAUUACUUUCAUCACAUUCCCAGUGGGUCAGAAGUUCACAUACACUCAAUUAGUAUUUGGUAGCAUUGCCUUUAAAUGGUUUAAUUUGGGUCAAACAUUUUGGGUAGCCUUCCACAAGCUUCCCACAAUAAGUUGGGUGAAUUUUGGCCCAUUCCUCCUGACAGAGCUGGUGUAACUGAGUCAGGUUUGUAGGCCUCCUUGCUCGCACACUCUUUUUCAGUUCUGCCCACACAUUUUCUAUAGGAUUGAGGUCAGGGCUUUGUAAUGGCCACUCCAAUACCUUGACUUUGUUGUCCAGUUAAGUAAUUUUGCCACAACUUUGGAAGUGUGCUUGGGACCAUUGUCCAUUUGGAAGACCCGUUUGCAACCAAGCUUUAACUUCCUGACUGAUGUCAUGAGAUGCUGUUUCAAUAUGUCCAUAUCAUUUUCCUUCCUCCUGAUGCCAUUUAUUUAGUGAAGUGCAACAGUCCCUCCUGCAGCAAAGUACCCACACAACAUGAUGCUGUCACCCCCGUGCUUCACAGUUGGGAUGGUGUUCUUCAGCUUGCAAGCCUCCCCGUUUUUCCUCCAAAAAUAAUGAUGGUCAUUAUGGCCAAACAGUUCUAUUUUUGUUUCAUCAGACCAGAGGACAUUUCUCCAAAAAGUACGAUCUUUGUCCCCAUGUGCAGUUGCAAACCGUAGUCUGGCUUUUUUUAUGGCAGUUUUGGAGCAGUGGCUUCUUCCUUGCUGAGCGGCCUUUCAGGUUAUGUCGAGCGUCUGCUAAAUGACUUAAAUGUAAAUAUAGAACUUGUUUUACUGUGGAUAUAGAUACUUUUGUACCUGUUUCCUCCAGCAUCUUCACAAGGUCCUUUGCUGUUGUUCUGGGAUUGAUUUGCACUUUUCGCACCAUAGUACGUUCAUCUCUAGGAGACAGAACGCGUCUCCUUCCUGAGCGGUAUGACGGCUGCAUGGUCCCAUGGUGUUUAUACUUGCAUACUGUUGUUUGUACAGAACGUGGUACCUUCAGGCGUUUAGAAAUUGCUCCCACGGAUGAACCAGACUUGUGGAGGUCUACAAUUGUUUUUCUAAGGUCUUGGCUGAUUUAUUUUGAUUUUCUCAUGAUGUCAAGCAAAGAGGCACUGAGUUUGAAGGUAGGCCUUGAAAUACAUCCACAAAAAUGAUGUCAAUUAGCCUAUCAGAAGCUUCUAAAGCCAUGACAUCAUUUUCUGGAAUUUUCCAAGCUGUUUAAAGGCAAAGUCAACUUAGUGGAUGUAAACUUCUGACCCACUGGAAUUGUGAUACAGUGAAUUAUAAGUGAAAUAAUCUGUCUGUAAACAAUUAUUGGAAAAAUUACUUGUGUCAUGCACAAAGUAGAUGUCCUAACUGACUUGCCAAAACUAUAGUUUGUUAACAAUAAAUGUGUGGAGUGGUUGAAAAACUUACGACCUCAACUGUAUCUAGGAUUCCAUGCUGGUCCAUAGUCACAGUCAAUAACACAUCUCUAGGGUUCCAUAGUCACAGUCAAUAACACAUCUCUAGGGUUCCAUAGUCACAGUCAAUAACACAUCUCUAGGGUUCCAUAGUCACAGUCAAUAACACAUCUCUAGGGUUCCAUAGUCACAGUCAAUAACACAUCUCUAGGGUUCCAUAGUCACAGUCAAUAACACAUCUCUAGGGUUCCAUAGUCACAGUCAAUAACACAUCUCUAGGGUUCCAUAGUCACAGUCAAUAACACAUCUCUAGGGUUCCAUAGUCACAGUCAAUAACACAUCUCUAGGGUUCCAUAGUCACAGUCAAUAACACAUCUCUAUGGUUCCAUAGUCACAGUCAAUAACACAUCUCUAGGGUUCCAUGCUGGUCCAUAGUCACAGUCAAUAACACAUCUCUAGGGUUCCAUAGUCACAGUCAAUAACACAUCUCUAGGGUUCCAUAGUCACAGUCAAUAACACAUCUCUAGGGUUCCAUGGUCACAGUCAAUAACACAUCUCUAGGGUUCCAUAGUCACAGUCAAUAACACAUCUCUAGGGUUCCAUAGUCACAGUCAAUAACACAUCUCUAGGGUUCCAUAGUCACAGUCAAUAACACAUCUCUAGGGUUCCACGCUGGUCUAUAGUCACAGUCAAUAACACAUCUCUAGGGUUCCAUAGUCACAGUCAAUAACACAUCUCUAUGGUUCCAUAGUCACAGUCAAUAACACAUCUCUAUGGUUCCAUAGUCACAGUCAAUAACACAUCUCUAGGGUUCCAUAGUCACAGUCAAUAACACAUCUCUAGGGUUCCAUAGUCACAGUCAAUAACACAUCUCUAGGGUUCCAUAGUCACAGUCAAUAACACAUCUCUAGGGUUCCAUAGUCACAGUCAAUAACACAUCUCUAGGGUUCCAUAGUCACAGUCAAUAACACAUCUCUAGGGUUCCAUGCUGGUCCAUAGUCACAGUCAAUAACACAUCUCUAGGGUUCCAUAGUCACAGUCAAUAACACAUCUCUAGGGUUCCAUAGUCACAGUCAAUAACACAUCUCUAGGGUUCCAUGCUGGUCCAUAGUCACAGUCAAUAACACAUCUCUAGGGUUCCAUAGUCACAGUCAAUAACACAUCUCUAGGGUUCCAUAGUCACAGUCAAUAACACAUCUCUAGGGUUCCAUGCUGGUCCAUAGUCACAGUCAAUAACACAUCUCUAGGGUUCCAUGGUCACAGUCAAUAACACAUCUCUAGGGUUCCAUAGUCACAGUCAAUAACACAUCUCUAGGGUUCCAUAGUCACAGUCAAUAACACAUCUCUAGGGUUCCAUGCUGGUCCAUAGUCACAGUCAAUAACACAUCUCUAGGGUUCCAUAGUCACAGUCAAUAACACAUCUCUAGGGUUCCAUAGUCACAGUCAAUAACACAUCUCUAGGGUUCCAUAGUCACAGUCAAUAACACAUCUCUAGGGUUCCAUAGUCACAGUCAAUAACACAUCUCUAGGGUUCCAUAGUCACAGUCAAUAACACAUCUCUAGGGUUCCAUAGUCACAGUCAAUAACACAUCUCUAGGGUUCCAUAGUCACAGUCAAUGACACAUCUCUAGGGUUCCAUAGUCACAGUCAAUAACACAUCUCUAGGGUUCCAUAGUCACAGUCAAUAACACAUCUCUAGGGUUCCAUAGUCACAGUCAAUAACACAUCUCUAGGGUUCCAUAGUCACAGUCAAUAACACAUCUCUAUGGUUCCAUAGUGAUAGAGGAAAUUAUGGUUGAAAUGACUAAUUAUGUAUACAUUCCAAUCAGAACUGACUAGUCCAAAUGCUAUAAUGUACUGUACAUGUGAAUUUUCUCUCUUGCUCCCUUUCCCAAUUGUAUAUAAUGUAGUCAGGAGUUUAGUAACAAUGAAGGUCUGUUCCUUAGUUCAUUCAGUUGUACAAAUCUCCAGGUGGUGGGAACGGGCCAUCUCCAGAUUGUCGAGAAUGUUGAUUUAUACUGACUGGCCUUGACUUCGUGCUGAUAACGCAAAGGCUCAAGAGCUAGGGGGCCCCUCUGCUUGUGAAAUAGAACGUUUGGAAAACGCUGACGUCAUUUUCAGUUUAUAACCUGUGGAAAUGUGUGUAUGCAUUUAGUACUCUCUGGAAUUAAACGCUCUUACCUGACUUUUAA
Messenger RNA from Oncorhynchus keta (chum salmon), 5322 nucleotides. RefSeq names its product zinc finger protein 436-like. Gene Ontology annotation, molecular function: DNA-binding transcription factor activity, RNA polymerase II-specific; RNA polymerase II cis-regulatory region sequence-specific DNA binding. The transcript has 2 exons. Lineage: Eukaryota; Metazoa; Chordata; Actinopteri; Salmoniformes; Salmonidae. Bases 248 to 1426 code for a protein of 392 amino acids. Gene Ontology annotation, biological process: regulation of transcription by RNA polymerase II. The record is from RefSeq and is a predicted model, not a curated record. Gene Ontology annotation, cellular component: nucleus.